Messenger RNA from Polyodon spathula (Mississippi paddlefish), 3463 nucleotides. Its product is annotated as sodium/hydrogen exchanger 5-like. Gene Ontology annotation, biological process: sodium ion transport; proton transmembrane transport; regulation of pH. The transcript is spliced from 16 exons. The coding region runs from base 202 to 3162 and encodes 986 amino acids. Gene Ontology annotation, cellular component: membrane. Gene Ontology annotation, molecular function: sodium:proton antiporter activity. The record is from RefSeq and is a predicted model, not a curated record. NCBI's taxonomy places the organism in Eukaryota, Metazoa, Chordata, Actinopteri, Acipenseriformes, Polyodontidae.
CGGUGUCCGCGCUUUACAAUGCUUUUCAGUCACGUGUGAACCUGUGCCAGGCAUUUCCAGCAGCAGGGCAAUUCCACUGUACUGUGGAUAUGCUGACCGGAGAGCAUGGAGCCUGGAGGCAGCUCACCUUGUUUGCUUCACUCGGAUAACAAGAACUAAGGGCAGGGGACGGGGGGUUAUGUUAUAAAGCAGGUGCUAAAAAUGCACUCCCCUGUUUUGUUCCAAAUUCUAGUAUUCAUAACAUCCACUUUCUUUGCGCCGUGGACUGCACACUUUCCGGGGAGCGACGCAUCGGUUAUUUCGGAGAUUUUGGAACCUGUCGGGAUCGCUGUAGAGUCUUUGCCUCCGCAGUCAUCGGCACCGCCGCUCCACCAGCCAUACGGAAUCGAUACGGGUAAAAUCGCGUCUCCGGCAGCACGCGUCCCGGUUAAUGACAUCGCCGACCCUAUUGUCAGCUCGACGAGCCCGGCAGGUAACCGGCACCGCGGGACCGAACCGGUGAGUUUUGAGAUUGUGCAAUGGAACUGGGAACACGCGCAAGGACCCUUUCUCGUUGCGGUGUGGAUCACGGUGGCCAGCCUGGCAAAGAUACUGUUCCACCUGUCCAGCAAGGUGACCACAGUGGUGCCGGAGAGCUGCCUGCUCAUCCUGCUCGGGCUGGGGCUGGGAGGCAUCGUCCUGGCCGCCACCAACAGGACGGACUACCAGCUGGACCCCAAGAUGUUCUUUCUGUUCCUGCUGCCCCCCAUCGUCCUCGACUCGGGCUACUUCAUGCCCAGCAGGCUGUUCUUUGACAACAUCGGGACCAUCCUGAUGUAUGCAGUCGUGGGCACUCUGUGGAACUCGUCUGCAACCGGGCUGGCUCUGUGGGGGAUCAAGCAAGCGGGGCUGAUGGAUAAGAAGGUGGACGCAGGACUGAUGGACUUCCUCUUAUUCGGGAGUCUGAUCUCAGCUGUGGACCCCGUGGCUGUGCUGGCUGUCUUUGAAGAAGUCCACGUCAAUGAAACGCUCUUCAUAAUUGUCUUUGGAGAGUCUCUGCUGAACGAUGCUGUGACCGUGGUGUUGUAUAAAGUGUUCAACACCUUUGUGGAGAUGGGUUCAGAUAAAGUCCGCGCUGUGGAUUAUGUGAAAGGUGUUGCCUCGUUCUUUGUGGUGAGUCUGGGGGGGACAGUGGUGGGGCUGGUCUUUGCCUUCAUCCUGGCCCUCACCACGCGCUUCACCAAGCGAGCCCGGAUCAUCGAGCCGCUCUUCGUGUUCCUGCUGGUGUACCUGUCCUACCUCACGGCAGAGAUAGCCUCGCUGUCCUCCAUCCUGGCGAUGACGUUCUGUGGCAUGUGCUGUAAGAAGUACGUGGAAGCCAACAUUUCUCACAAGUCUCGCACCACAGUAAAGUACACCAUGAAGACCAUGGCCAGCAUUGCGGAGACCAUCAUCUUCAUGUUCCUGGGCAUCUCCGCUGUGGACACCUCCAAGUGGACCUGGGACAGCGGCCUGGUGCUCUUCACUCUCGUCUUUGUGUUUGUGUUCAGAGCCGUGGGUGUCAUUCUCCAGACCUGGGUUCUGAAUCGCUUCAGACUCUGCCCUCUGGACUGGAUCGAUCAGGUGGUGAUGUCGUACGGUGGCCUGAGGGGAGCAGUGGCGUUUGCCUUGGUCAUCCUUCUGGACAAGUCAAAGGUCAAAGCAAAGGAUUACUUUGUGGCAACGACUAUUACUGUGGUUUUCUUCACAGUGAUGUUCCAGGGACUGACUAUUAAACCUCUUGUGAAAUGGCUGAAAGUGAAACGCAGUAACCAGCACAAGCCUACCCUGAACGAGGAGCUUCAUGAACGGGCCUUUGACCACAUCCUGGCUGCUGUUGAGGACAUUGCUGGUCACCACGGUUACCACCAUUGGAGAGAUAAGUGGGAACACUUUGACAAGAAGUACCUGAGCCAGCUGCUGAUGCGGAAGUCGGCCUAUCGCAUCAAAGACGAGAUCUGGGACGUGUACCAGAAAUUGAACAUCAGAGAUGCCAUGAGCUUCAUUGAUCAGGGAGGUCACAUUCUCUCGUCCGCUAAGCUGUCCCUUCCUUCCUUGCCCAGCCGGAUGUCAUUUUCAGAAACUUCUGUCACAAACCUUCUAUGGGAGAAUGGCAGUGGAGUGUGUCUGGAUCUGCAGGUAAUCGAUACCGUGAGAAGUGGCAAAGACAAGGAGGACACGGUGAUGCAUCACGUCCUCGCAGGAAACCUGUACAAACCACGCAAGAGGUACCAGGCGAAUUACAGCCGUCACUUCAUCAGCGCGGAUGAGCAGGAGUGGCAGGACCGCGAGGUGAUCCAGAGGAACAUGCGGUGCCGGCUUGAGUCCUUCAGAUCCACCAAGCACAGCGUCUACCAGAACAAGGGCAAGUCCCGCCACAAGAAGAGCCAGAAGAAGCACAGAAGCAAUGAUGUCAAUGGAGAUGUUCCCAAUGGCAAACCCAAAAGAAACAUCAGCUGGCAGGACACAGUGCCUGUUGUCAUGACAAUGGACUCGGAGGAGGAAGAGGAAGACAACUCAGGAGCUGAGAAGGAGGAGGAUGAAGGGAUCACCUUCGUGGCUCGAGCUGCAGAUGAGGUCCUGCUGGAGGGGAAACAGUCAAGUAUUCUGGAUGUGUAUCAGAGCCCCUUCCUCCUCCCCCCGUCCCCCACCUGCACGGAGAAGGAGCUGCCCUGGAAGGGAGACCAAGGGGACCUCCCAGCCUGCGUCUCCUCGGAGACGACCAAGAUCGUGCCCAUUGACCUGCAGCAGGCCUGGAACCAGAGCAUCUCAUCCCUGGAAAGCCUGCCGCCCCCCACAACGUCCGAGGUGCAGCAGCUCCAGCACAGGACAGUGCCCCUGGUGAUGCUGGAGGAACGCGGGGCCCCAGCUGCCCUCGCUAGGCCCCCGCUGGACCCCUGUUUCCAGUUCCCAGAGCACGCCACAGCCGCUGGUAGAAGCAGUGAGGAGGACAGCACGGAGUGCAUCCAGCAGCAGGAGCUUCGGCCCCUCAUGUCCUCCGACAAGCAGCCCAGACCAGGCCCAUCUGCUGAGUCUGCCGGAGCCAGGUGGCCGGUCCAGUUCAACAGAGCUGCCCGGGUCUCUCUUCUGCAAAAUGUAGUUACUGCCUCCCCUUACAAGGGCAGCGGCCAGACAGACCUUUAGUUACUGCACCCCUACAUCCCCCAGCACAUGUUACUUGAAUGUAGCACUUUAAACCUGAGAGGAGAUUCACUCUCAAUUGUGUUUUUAUUAUUAUUUAUUAUUAUUAUUAUUAUUAUUGCACAUGCAGAAAGGUUGAAACAAUUUCAGUGCUCCAUAUGUUUCUGUUAUUAACCAUUAAUCUCACAUCUGUUGCUUGUCUUUUUUUGAAGGAAUUGUUAAACCCAAAGUAAUACAUACAGCACAUAUAUAAACACACACAUACGUAAACACACACACACAUAUACUCACAUACAUACAUACA